AUGCCACAAAGCUCACGUAUAGACGAAUUAGUCGCAGAAUGGCUCAGAUAUGAUAAAAACCCAGAAACUCGCUCCGAGAUUGAGCAUCUCUGGGAUGACGGCGAGUGGGAUGAGCUCGACGCAAGAUUAGGGCAGCGUAUUGAAUUCGGCACGGCUGGCCUGAGAGCUAAAAUGCAAGCCGGUUACUCGUCUAUGAACGAUCUGAUCGUCAUACAAGCUGCACAGGGGCUGGCUGCCCAUCUUUCCACUCUACCAGAUGCUCUCAAGAGAGGUGUCGUUGUAGGCCACGACCACCGCCACAACUCGAAGCGCUGGGCUGGUCUCACCACCCGUGCUUUUCUUAACCGUGGUUUCAAGGUGUAUUCAUAUAGGGGUGUAGUACACACGCCACUCGUUCCCUUUGGCGUUAAGAAGCUCGGUGCCGUUGGCGGUGUGAUGGUUACUGCCUCCCACAACCCCGCUCAAGAUAAUGGUUGGAAGGUCUACUACGAGAAUGCUGUCCAGAUUAUCCCCCCUGUAGACUCUGCUAUCGCUGACGCUAUUCUCGAAAACCUCGAGCCGGAGGAUGAGGCCUGGGAUUGUGAUACUGUGCGUGAACAUCCUCUUUGCGAAGAUAAGACAAACAACAUGCGCUACGAGUAUCACAAUCACGUCGCAGCUCUCUUCCCACCAGAAGAAGCGGCCGAUUUGGCCAUCACGCAUACUUCGUUCCACGGCAGUGCCGAUCUGUCCAUUGCGCGCGCUUUCGCCGUAACGGGACUGCCACCAAUUAUGACCGUCAGACAGCAACGGGAUCCAGAUCCAGAUUUCCCUACACUCCCAUUCCCUAACCCAGAGGAAAAGGGUGCUUUGUCGCUUGCUAUAGAUACAGCAAACAAGAAUGGCAGCCAGUAUAUUCUCGCUAACGAUCCUGAUUCUGAUCGUUUCCUCGCUGCUGAGAAGAUAGAUCUCAACCAGUGGCAUAUAUACACAGGCGACGAGUUGGGCGCUAUCUUUGCAUCGUAUAUUAUUGAAGAGUACAAGAGGACGAACCGUCCAAUGGACAAAAUGGCAAUGGUAGCUUCGACAGUCUCAUCUAAGAUGCUCGGUGCUAUGGCCACAGCUGAGGGCUUCCACUUCGAGGAUACGCUAACCGGUUUCAAAUACAUAGGCAACAAGGCUCUCGAAUUGGAGAAGAGGGGUUACGCGGUAGAAUUGCUCUAUGAAGAGGCUAUCGGGUUCGGUUUGUCGCCGUUUAUUAGAGAUAAGGAUGGCAUUACUGCUGCUAUUGCUUUCGUUCGUCUUGCUGCGAGAUUAAACAGGAGAAAUACGUCCGUCUUCGCUCAGUUACAGCUGCUUUAUAAGAAGUAUGGGUUUUUCGGUACACGUAAUAGUUAUUUCAAGUGCGGCGCAAAUGAUUUGAAAGAAAAGAUAUUCCGGGGACUGAGGGAGAAUGAUAGUGCCACCGGCUACCCAGCUCAAUUGGGACCAUUCGAGGUGGAAAACGUCAGGGAUCUCACGGAAGGACAUGCGUUUGACUCUAAUCAGCCAGACAAAAAGCCAGUGCUGCCCGUGUCUGCUGGGAACAUGAUAACCUUUUACGGCAAGGCACAGAGCGGAGAGGCAUUCGUGAUGACAAUCAGGACAUCUGGCACAGAGCCGAAAAUCAAGUAUUAUUUGGAAGUCAGCAGCAAGGACCAAACUACGAUCGACGUGAAGCUGACAGAAGCCGAGAACGCACUGGCUAGCGACUGGGUCAAGACAUCUGAGCUUGGUUUGUAA
Molecule: messenger RNA, 1761 nt
Organism: Wallemia ichthyophaga EXF-994
Lineage: Eukaryota; Fungi; Basidiomycota; Wallemiomycetes; Wallemiales; Wallemiaceae
Product: Phosphoglucomutase-2
Exons: 6
Coding region: 1-1761 (586 amino acids)
Biological process (GO): purine ribonucleoside salvage; carbohydrate metabolic process
Molecular function (GO): phosphopentomutase activity; magnesium ion binding
Source: RefSeq, a predicted model, not a curated record